AAUCUGAUCUUGAUGCUCUUUAUCGAAUGGCUUUACAAAAUCAAACAGCUUAUAAAUCUGUCGAACAGAAACGUAUUGAAGAACGUAAAUUGCAUGAUAAAGAAUUUGCUUCACAAUAUCGAGCUCUCAAAGGUAGCAUGCGAUCGCUUGGUUUUACUAAUAAAACUAAUUAA
Rotaria sordida is the source of this 173-nucleotide messenger RNA. The record is from the annotation of a GenBank genome assembly. Lineage: Eukaryota; Metazoa; Rotifera; Eurotatoria; Philodinida; Philodinidae.